ACGGCGCUGACUAUAAUGGAUGUGACAGUUGGGGUGAUUCACCUUUAAUGAAGGCUUGUGAACAUGGUCAUUUAGAAAUAAUAAAGAUGUUAUUAGACAGAGGAGCAGACUAUGAUAAAUGCGACGAUGACGGCCAGUCACCUGUAUUAAUAGCUUGUCAACAUGCCCUUACAGAAAUAGUGAUGAUGUUAUUAGACAUAGGAGCAGACUACAAUAAAUGUGAUAAGAGGAGUCAGUCACCUGUAAUGAAGGCUUGUGAACUUGGUCAUACAGAAAUAGUAAAGAUGUUGUUAGACAGAGGAGCAGACUGUAAUAUAUGUGAUAGGAAGGGUCAGUCACCUGUAUUGAAGGCUUUUGAAAAUAGUCAUACAGAAAUAGUAAAGAUGUUGUUAGACAGAGGAGCAGACUAUAAUAAAUGCGACAGUGACGGCCAGUCACCUGUAUUAAUAGCUUGUCAACAUGCCCUUACAGAAAUAGUGAUGAUGUUAUUAGACAUAGGAGCAGACUACAAUAAAUGUGAUAAGAGGGGUCAGUCACCUGUAAUGAAGGCUUGUGAACUUGGUCAUACAGAAAUAGUAAAGAUGUUGUUAGACAGAGGAGCAGACUAUAAUAAAUGCGACAGUGACGGCCAGUCACCUGUAUUAAUAGCUUGUCAACAUGGAUAUAUAGAAAUAGUGAAUAUGUUAUUAGACAGAGGAGCAGACUACAAUAAAUGUGAUAAAAGGGGUCAGUCACCUAUUAUGAAGGCUUGUGAACUUGGUCAUACAGAAAUAAUAAAGAUGUUGUUAGACAGAAGAUCAGACUGUAAUAAAUGUGACAAUCAAGGUAAAUCACCUGUUAUGAAGGCUUGUGAACUUGGUCAUACAGAAAUAGUAAAGAUGCUGUUAGACAACGGAGCAGACUAUGAUGCUUUUCGCAGGAGGGAUCAAUCACCUAUAAACAAAGGUAGAAAGUUUGGUUAUACUAAAAUAGUUAAGAUUAUGUUAGACCGAAAAGCAAGCUAUCAUAUAUUUGGAAGAAGGGAUCAGUCACCUGUUUUGAUAGCUUGUCAACAUGGUCAUACUGAAAUAGUAAAGAUGUUAUUAGACAGAGGAGCAGACUAUAAUAAAUUUUACAGGGGGGAUCAGUCACCUGUAAACGAAGGUGGUGAAUUGGAUUAUAAAGCAAAAGAAGAGAUGAUGUUAGACCUAGGAGAAACCUUUGGUUUAUUUGACAGAUUGGAUCAGCUACCUGUAUUGAUAGCUUGUAAGCAUGGUCAUACAGAAAUAGUAAAGAUGUUGUUAAACAAAGGAGCAGACUGUAAUAUAUGUGAUAGGGACGGUCAGUCAUCUCUAUCGACGGCUUGUAAAUUUGGUCAUACUAAAAUAGUAAAGAUGUUGUUAGACAGAGGAGCAGACUAUAAUAUAUGUGAUAGGGACGGUCAGUCACCUCUAUUGAAGGCUUGUAAAUUUGGUCAUACAGAAAUAGUAAGGAUGUUGUUAGACAGAAGAGCAGACUAUAAUAAAUGCAACGAUCAUGGUAAAUCACCUUUUAUGAAGGCUUGUGAACUUGGUCAUACAGAAAUAGUAAGGAUGUUGUUAGACAGAGGAGCAGACAACAAUAAAUGUGAUGAAGAUGGUCAAUCACCUUUAAUGAAGGCUUGUGAAUAUGGUCAUACAGAUAUAGUAAGGAUGUUGUUAGACAGAGGAGCAGACUGCAAUAUAUGUGAUGAAGACGGUCAGUCGCCUGUAAAGAUAGCUUCACAACAGGAUCAUAAAGAAAUAGUAAAGAUGUUAGUAAACAGGGAAGCAGACUUUAGUCCAUGUGAUAAGUGGAGUCAGUCACCUGCAAUAAUGGCUGGUGAAAAUGAUUAUACAGAAAAGGACGGUAAGGGUUAG
This is a messenger RNA of Mytilus californianus (California mussel), 1877 nucleotides long. Its product is annotated as ankyrin repeat domain-containing protein 50-like. The transcript has a single exon. Lineage: Eukaryota; Metazoa; Mollusca; Bivalvia; Mytilida; Mytilidae. The record is from RefSeq and is a predicted model, not a curated record. Gene Ontology annotation, molecular function: protein binding. Gene Ontology annotation, cellular component: ciliary inversin compartment. Bases 48 to 1877 code for a protein of 609 amino acids. Gene Ontology annotation, biological process: protein localization to ciliary inversin compartment.